Messenger RNA from Diceros bicornis minor, 1824 nucleotides. RefSeq names its product fatty acid amide hydrolase (gene FAAH). The transcript has 15 exons. Lineage: Eukaryota; Metazoa; Chordata; Mammalia; Perissodactyla; Rhinocerotidae. Gene Ontology annotation, biological process: fatty acid catabolic process. The record is from RefSeq and is a predicted model, not a curated record. Bases 74 to 1813 code for a protein of 579 amino acids. Gene Ontology annotation, molecular function: amidase activity; fatty acid amide hydrolase activity.
GGGUUUUGCGGCGGAACUGGCGCGUGCUGAUCCUUCAUCUGUCGCCCUUGGCAGCGGGAGGCGGCGGGAGACCAUGGUGCUGGACGAACUGUGGGCCGCGCUCUCCGGCGCCUCCGGGCUUGCCCUGGCCUGCUGCUUGGUGGCGGCGGCCGUGGCCCUGCGCUGGUCCGGUCGCCGGACGGCGCGGGGCGCGGCGGCCCGGGCGCGACAGCGGCAGCAAGCGGCGCUGGAGAACAUGGGCAAGGCUGCGCAGCGCUUCCGGCUCCAGAACUCCGACCUGGACUCCGAGGCAUUGCUGGCGCUGCCCCUGCCUCAACUGGCGCAGAAGUUACGCAGUGGGGAGCUGUCCCCGGAAGCUGCGCUCUUCACCUAUGUGGGAAAGGCCUGGGAGGUGAACAAAGGGACUAACUGUGUGACCACCUACCUGGCAGACUGUGAGACUCAGCUGUCCCAGGCCCCAAGGCAGGGCCUGCUCUACGGUGUCCCUGUGAGCCUCAAGGAGUGCUUCAGCUACAAGGGCCAGGACUCGACAUUGGGCUUGAGCCUGAACGAGGGGGUGCCAGCAGAGUGUGACAGCGUGGUGGUGCAGGUGCUGAAGCUGCAGGGCGCUGUGCCCUUCGUGCACACCAACAUCCCCCAGUCCAUGUUCAGCUAUGACUGCAGUAACCCCCUCUUCGGCCAGACCAUGAACCCAUGGAAGUCCUCCAAGAGCCCAGGUGGCUCCUCGGGGGGCGAGGGGGCCCUCAUUGGGGCUGGAGGCUCCCCGCUGGGCUUAGGCACUGACAUUGGGGGCAGCAUCCGUUUUCCCUCCGCCUUCUGUGGCAUCUGCGGCCUCAAGCCCACGGGGAACCGCCUCAGCAAGAGUGGCCUGAAGGGCUGUGUCUAUGGACAGGUGGCAGUACAGCUCUCAGUCGGUCCCAUGGCCCGAGACGUGGAGAGCCUGGCGCUGUGCCUGCGAGCGCUGCUGUGUGACGACAUGUUCCGCUUGGACCCCACCGUGCCGCCCCUGCCCUUCAAGGAGGAGGUCUACACAAGCUCUCAGCCCCUGCGUGUGGGGUACUAUGAAACUGACAACUAUACCAUGCCCACCCCGGCCAUGAGGCGGGCCCUGCUGGAGACCAAGCAGAGCCUUGAGGCUGCUGGCCACACGCUAGUUCCCUUCCUGCCAAGCGACAUACCCCAUGCUCUGGAGAACCUGUCGACAGGUGGGCUGUUCAGUGACGGCGGCAGUAGCUUCCUACAGAAUUUCAAAGGUGAUUUCGUGGACCCCUGCUUGGGGGACCUGGUCUCAAUUCUGAAGCUGCCCAGGUGGCUUAAAGGACUUCUGGCCUUCCUGCUGAAGCCUCUGCUCCCGAGGUUGGCAGCCUUUCUCAGCAGCAUGAAGUCUCGGUCGGCUGGAAAGCUCUGGGAACUGCAGCACGAGAUUGAGGUGUACCGCAACUCCGUGAUUGCCCAGUGGCGAGCGCUGGACCUGGAUGUGCUGCUUACCCCCAUGCUGGGCCCUGCUCUGGACUUGAAUGCCCCAGGGAGGGCCACAGGGGCUGUCAGCUACACUCUGCUCUACAACUGCCUGAACUUCCCAGCGGGGGUGGUGCCCGUCACCACGGUGACCGCCGAGGAUGAGGCCCAGAUGGAACGUUACAGGGGCUACUUUGGGGAUAUCUGGGACAAGGUGCUGCAGAAGGCCGUGAAGAAGAGCGUGGGGCUGCCUGUGGCCGUGCAGUGCGUGGCUCUGCCCUGGCAGGAAGAGUUGUGUCUGCGGUUCAUGCGGGAGGUGGAGCUACUGAGGACCCCUGAAAAGCGGCCAUCCUGACUUCUGCCCGC